AUGUCGCUGAUCCGCCGCAGCAACGUGUUCGACCCCUUCUCCCUCGACCUAUGGGACCCCUUCGAGGGCUUCCCCUUCGGUUCCAGCAGCAGCCGCAGCCUCGUCCCCUCGUUCCCGCGCACCAGCUCGGAGACCGCGGCAUUUGCCGGCGCGCGGAUCGACUGGAAGGAGACCCCCGAAGCGCACGUGUUCAAGGCGGACGUCCCGGGGCUGAAGAAGGAGGAGGUCAAGGUGGAGGUUGAGGACGGCAACGUCCUCCAGAUCAGCGGCGAGCGCAGCAAGGAGCACGAAGAGAAGAACGACAGGUGGCACCGGGUGGAGCGCAGCAGCGGCAAGUUCCUUCGCAGGUUCAGACUGCCGGAGAACGCCAAGACAGAGCAGAUCAAGGCGUCCAUGGAGAAUGGCGUGCUCACCGUCACCGUGCCCAAGGAGGAGGCCAAGAAGGCCGACAUCAAGAAUGUCCAGAUCACCGGCUAG
This is a messenger RNA of Miscanthus lutarioriparius, 477 nucleotides long. The record is from the annotation of a GenBank genome assembly. NCBI's taxonomy places the organism in Eukaryota, Viridiplantae, Streptophyta, Magnoliopsida, Poales, Poaceae.